Mus pahari (shrew mouse) is the source of this 2439-nucleotide messenger RNA. It is a transcript of the gene Tmem129, whose product is annotated as transmembrane protein 129. Gene Ontology annotation, biological process: protein ubiquitination. The transcript is spliced from 4 exons. Lineage: Eukaryota; Metazoa; Chordata; Mammalia; Rodentia; Muridae. Gene Ontology annotation, cellular component: endoplasmic reticulum; membrane. The record is from RefSeq and is a predicted model, not a curated record. The coding region runs from base 413 to 1288 and encodes 291 amino acids. Gene Ontology annotation, molecular function: ubiquitin protein ligase activity.
AGGUUCCCAGGAUGCCCCACGAGUAGCCUGACUUGGACUCCGUUUCCCAGAGUGCCCCGCAGGCGAUCUGGCGGUGGUAGCCGCGGCGACAAACCAACUGUCCGGAACUGGAAGCUCCUGCCUCUGCACGGCCCGGUGAGCGGCGGCGGGAUGGACAGCCCCGAGGUGACCUUCACGUUGGCCUACCUGGUCUUCGCAGUGUGCUUCGUGUUCACGCCCAACGAGUUCUACUCGGCUGGGCUCACAGUACAGAAUCUGUUGUCGGGCUGGCUGGGCAGCGAGGACGCCGCCUUCGUACCUUACCACCUUCGCCGCACUUCCGCCACACUACUGUGUCACUCACUGCUGCCGUUAGGUGAGCCUCCUGUGUGCCGGCCGGUGGUGGGCGCUUGGAGACUCCAAGGGCUACUACAUGGGCAUGUGCUUUGCAGCCUCAGAAAAGCAGCUCUACUCCCCUGGUCAGGCCCCAGAAGCCUGGCAGCUCUUCCUUCUCUUGGCUGUGACCCUUCCCCUUCUCUCCUGUACCCUGAUCUACUACUGGUCCUGGGAUAGGUGGACCCGACAUCCACUGGCCCAAACCCUGGCCCUCUAUGCCCUUCCACAGUCUGGUUGGCAGGCGGUUGCUUCUUCCAUCAACACAGAGUUCCGACGGAUUGACAAGUUUGCUACAGGGGCACCUGGUGCCAGAGUGAUUGUGACAGACACAUGGGUAAUGAAGGUGACCACGUACCGUGUGCAUGUGGCUCAGCAACAGGAUGUUCACUUGACUGUGACAGAGUCGAGGCAGCACGAUCUCUCGCCAGACUCAAACCUACCUGUGCAGCUUCUUACCAUCCGCGUGGCAAGCACCAGCCCUGGCACACAGCCCUUUGAUAUUCGGCUGAACUCAUCAGAGUAUGGCGAACUAUGUGAGAAGCUCCAUGCCCCAAUCCGAAGUGCAGCCAAUGUGGUCAUCCGCCAGAGCCUGGGGGACCUCUUCCUAGAAACAUUUGCUUCCCACGUGGAGGUCAACCCAGCCUAUUCAGUACCCAGCAACCAGGAGCUCGAGGCCUGUAUAGGCUGCAUGCAAACACGGGCCAGCGUGAAGCUGGUGAAGACCUGUCAGGAGCCGGCGGUGGGCGAGUGCCAGCAGUGUUACUGCCGACCCAUGUGGUGCCUCACUUGCAUGGGCAAGUGGUUUGCCAGCCGCCAGGAUCCCCAGCGCCCGGACACCUGGCUAGCCAGCCGUGUGCCCUGCCCCACUUGCCGUGCCCGCUUCUGCAUCCUGGAUGUGUGUUGUGUACGCUGAGCAUCACAGUAUGUUCUGUGUCUCCACUAGCCACUUCUGGGGAGUGCCUGAAGCUCCUUGACUUUGGCAAGAGGUUCUAGUUAAAGCACACAAUUAAUCUACAGCCACUCUCUACCUUGAAUCUAUGGUCAGUUGAAGAGUUUUAGAAGAAAUUCUCAUGGAAGUGCCCUACCCCUGGACUGUCAGCAUCUUCUCUUCCAGUUUACCUCCAGGCGGGGCUGAUAGGCCACAUAGGAUGCCCCAAAGCCCAAGACAAUGCAGUUUGGCUCAAGAGCCUUUAUCUGGCCUGUUCGCCUUAAUUCCAUUAGAGAGCAUACCUGUACCUCAUACAAACCAGACCCUGUGGUGGUGGGUAGACACUGACGGUUGACAGGGUCACCAGGGUGCCUCUUUAGUGUGAAGUCCUCUUCUGGGGUAUCCUGGUGACUGCGGCUGGCCAAGGGGCUACCUCUUGGUAGGAAGGCAUGACAGAGUACUUUCCCAAGUUCCUCAUGAGGGUUGCAUAUGCUUUAGAGGGUCCACAAUGCUUUUGGUGUCUUGUCCUGCUUCUCUAGUCCAGGGGAGGCCAAGAGCUCACACUCCUAACCCUAGGGAAGGGUUUUAGGGAGCCAAGGACCAGUGAGCCACAGCACUAUCCAGAAAGAAGCCCACCAGGGGUGUAGCACAGGGUUAGCCAAGGCCUUGUGGGGUGCUUGGAUCAGGAGAGGGUACCUCAGUGGUUAAGGUUCUGAUGGACGUACUUAUACAUAGAUGUACUUGCUUAUCUAUGGUACAGAUGGGUGGGGAGGAGUCUGCUCGUUCCCCUCCAUCUCUGGCACAAAGUGUAGCUGCUAGAGGGAGGACCUCUCCUUCACCUUGUGGUCCUGAAGCACCUACAUUUAGUUGUUGAAAGCAGUAGGGACAGACCAAGCUAGCCUCUCACCCAGCCAACACUGCACCUAACCCCAGGGAUUUGCUAGCAGAGCAAACUCAGCUCUGCCUGUCCCUAUAGUAUGACCAGGAGUCAGCCAGUUUCCAGGGCUGUCUGCCUAGCAGAGGCCAAGUGGUUUGAAGUUAUUUUAUUUUUAACCACAGAAGAGUUAAUUUUAUACAAAUAAAUGUAAAUGUAGCUAAAUGACACAGUAUUUAAUAAAGUGUUCCUUUUCAAGUGA